This is a messenger RNA of Chara braunii, 904 nucleotides long. The record is from the annotation of a GenBank genome assembly. Lineage: Eukaryota; Viridiplantae; Streptophyta; Charophyceae; Charales; Characeae.
GACGUCUCUCAUGCGCUCUGAUGGCCCUGUAUUUUUUAGGCUUUAAGUGACUAAGAGGAGUUUGAAAGAGCGUGAAGUAUUCGUACGCGAUGGCGAAUGGUGGUGAACAGAAUGGUAACUGGAACGGCGGCAACGGCGGCGGUAACGGUGGUGGCGGCAAUUGGAAUUGGAAUGGCGGCAACGGAGGGGGUAAUGGAGGUGGUGGAAACUGGAAUGGUGGCUUUAAUGGUGGCGGUGGAAAUUGGAACGAUGGAAACGGAAAUGGCAGUGGAGGCGGUGGAAAUGGAAACGGCAGGAACGGCGGAAAUUGGAAUGGUGGACGUCGGGGAAACUGGAACCAUGGUAGGAAUUGUAACAACGGCGGAGGUAAUAGCGGGAACUGGAGAAGAUCGGCGCGGUGUUACAAUUGCAACCAUAUCGGCCACAUCAGCCACAAGUGCAACGCUCCUCGGCAGAACCAAGGUGGUGAAAACUGGAAUAGUAAUGGUAAUAACUAUAAUAGGGGUGGAGCAAGCUGGAAUAGUAACAACGGUAAAGGAGAUUGGCAGCCUAACACUAACGAGGGAGCGAGCAGCUCCUCUUCCUCGGGUGUGCCGGCAAAUGCCAUCGGCAUCAGCAAGGACCUGGAGGAAUCCUUGAAGGCCGUAUACCUGUUUUCGAAAAGGCAAAUAGAACUGGAGGAACGUCGUGAGACCGAGUGACGAAAAUCGGAGGAACAUAGGAAACGUUUGGAGGAUGAAAGACUAGCGAGAGAAGAGAAGAGCCGAGACGAACUCGAGAAGAAGAAGGCGAAGGAGAAGAAGGAGGCCGAAAGAGAACGGAAGCUGGAGAUGCUGCUGUCUAAGCAGAAGGAGACUUUGCGGGAGGAAUUUGAAAAAAUGUUUGAUAAAAAACUACGCAAAGC